Molecule: messenger RNA, 870 nt
Organism: Clavispora lusitaniae ATCC 42720
Lineage: Eukaryota; Fungi; Ascomycota; Pichiomycetes; Serinales; Metschnikowiaceae
Gene: GPI8
Product: GPI-anchor transamidase
Biological process (GO): attachment of GPI anchor to protein; proteolysis
Cellular component (GO): GPI-anchor transamidase complex
Molecular function (GO): GPI-anchor transamidase activity
Source: RefSeq, a predicted model, not a curated record
AUGAGGUUCUUUAGCCUAUGGUAUUUGCUCUCCUUAGCGCUGCUUAUCGUUGCUGAUGUGACUAUUGAUACAGAAGAGGCAGGAAAGAUCAUUUCGUCCUCAGGACAUACUAACAACUGGGCUGUUUUAGUAUCGACUUCCCGAUUCUGGUUCAACUACAGACACAUGGCAAACACCUUGAGUUUGUAUAGAACAGUGAAACGCUUAGGUAUUCCAGACUCUCAAAUCAUUUUAAUGUUGGCCGACGAUGUUGCGUGUAAUCCUAGAAAUGCGUUUCCCGGAACUGUUUUCAAUAAUAUGGACCAAGCUAUUGAUCUAUAUGGAGAUGAUAUCGAGGUCGACUACAGAGGAUAUGAGGUGACAGUUGAAAACUUCAUUCGUUUGCUUACAGACAGGUGGGACGAAAAUCACCCCCGGAGCAAGAGGCUUCUCACAGACGAAAACUCCAAUAUUUUCAUUUACUUGACAGGUCAUGGCGGUAAUGAGUUCUUGAAGUUCCAAGACGCAGAGGAGAUUGGCUCGUACGACUUGGCAGACGCGUUCGAACAGAUGCAUGAGAAAAAGAGAUACAAGGAGAUAUUUUUUAUGAUUGAUACCUGUCAGGCCAAUACCAUGUACGAAAGGUUCUACUCGCCGAAUAUUUUGGCAGUAGGUUCGUCUCGUAUAGAAGAGUCUUCCUACUCCCAUCACUCCGACUUAGAUAUUGGUGUUGCGGUGAUUGACCGCUUUACUUACUACACUUUGGACUUUUUGGAGAAGAUUGAUAAGAAUUCCAUGGUUACUAUGGACAAGUUGUUUGCCGAAUACCCCAUUCGAAAACAUUCAUUCGCAUCCAGGGAAUACGUACAGAUCUUUUCAAGAGAGAUUUGA